Molecule: messenger RNA, 2603 nt
Organism: Cuscuta europaea
Lineage: Eukaryota; Viridiplantae; Streptophyta; Magnoliopsida; Solanales; Convolvulaceae
Source: the annotation of a GenBank genome assembly
AGAAAAGUGUGUGAAGAGUGAAAUACACUUAGUGUAGAAGUGUAUUGGUGAGGAUUGGUUUUUUGUAAUAGUUGAGUGUGAGAGUUUGCUCCUCCUAUUGUAAUUCUGUUCUUGAUAUUGAAUAGAAGAAUUUUCCAAUCCCAACAAGUGGUAUCAGAGCGAGGUUGAGUUUCCAUACACUGCUUUCUCAUUUUCAUAUAAAUUUCUACAGGUUAGAAAAUCGUGAUUUUUCAAGUUGCUCGGAAUCAGGAUCUGAUCAUAUCGUUAGAUUCGUCUCGGCGAGACGAGAAAUCUGGUAUUUUUGGGGAUUUUUUUGGCCACCGGAAGAGGCCGUACGCGCCGCCGGAAAACUGCCUGCAUCAUCACUGCGUCAUCACGCAGUCCAGAGGAAGAAGACGAUCCACGUCAGCUGCCACGUCAUCGCCACGUUGGACCACGUCAGCGACACGUGGUACCGAGUCAUCCGCCACGUCAUCCACCCGAGCCGUCCGCUGUGAGCCAACGUCAGACGCCACGUGGCUACACGUCAUCGCCACGUCAGCGAGGGAGCAGAGCCGCGUCAUUUGCCUGUUGGGCUGCAGUCUGGGCUGCUGCCUGAACCGGACCGAACCGGUUCGUGCUUUUGGAGGCCGGUUCACGCGUUUCCAGACCAGUUUUGGACGAGGUCAGACCGGUUCUUACCAUUUUCGUCCAUUGCGGAUCCAACGGUGAGCUCCGUUUGUCCAAAUUCGGCUUCGAAAAUAAGGUACGAGAUAUAUAGAGCGUUUUAUUAUGGAUAAAUCAUCGUCGGACACCAUGAUUGCGCUCACAUCCACAAACUACAAUAUGUGGAAGCCUCGGAUGGAGGAUUUGCUAAAUUUGAGGGAUUUAGCGGAUCCUCUUGAUAAUAAUGGUGUGAAACCGGAUAAAAAGACGGAUGAAGAAUGGACAAAAAUGAAUCGAAAAACUGUCGCACAAAUUCGACAAUGGAUAGAUCAUAGUGUGUUCCACCAUGUUGCUCAAGAACAAAGUGCUUACACACUAUGGGAGAAGCUUGGUAACAUGUAUCAAGCAAAAACCGCCCGAAAUAAGACGUUACUAAUGAGGAGAUUAGUAAACCACAAAUUACGUGGGGGUAUUUCGGUGUCAGAACACACCAGUCAAUUCCAGGAUCUUGUGAAUCAGUUGAGCACCACCGGAUGGGUUCUCAAAGAUGAAGAGCAGGCGAUACUACUCUUGAGCUCUCUACCUGACAGCUGGGAGACUCUUGUUGUCACUCUCAGUAAUUCUGCUCCAAAUGGGAAGGUGACUAUGCAGAUGGUCACAGAUGCCCUGAUGAAUGAAGAAGCCCGAAGGAAGGAAGCCGGGACGGAACAAUCAUAUGUCCUCAUAUCAGAAACUAACAGACGAGGGGGAGGCAGAAAUGGAGGAAGAAGUCGAGGUCGAGGUAGAGGUCAAGGUCAAAGUAGAGGAAAUUCUCAAGUUCGCGGAAGAUCACAAGAGAGAGGCAUGUCCUUUGAAAACAAUACUUGGUUCGAAGGAUAUUGCAAUUACUGUAGUAUAUAUGGACAUAGGAAAAGAGAUUGUAGAAAGUUUCUACGAGAGAAGCCACAAACGAGUCAAAAUACUAGCCAAGAAGAUGGUGAGACCAUGGUUAGUUUGUCAUCAGACGUGUGUCUUGUUACACAUGGUGAACAAGAAUGUUUACACGUAGGCACUCAUGAUGUUGAGUGGGUGAUUGAUACAGCCGCAUCAUUUCACGCCACUCCACACCAGAACUUAUUCACAACUUAUAAGUCCGGAGACUUUGGAGCUGUGAAGAUGAGAAACACCAGUUUCUCGAAGAUUGUUGGCAUUGGUGAUGUGCACAUAAUAACCAAUGUCGGAUGCGCACUUGUGUUGAAAGAUGUUCGACACGUUCCGGAUCUUAGAUUGAAUCUUAUCUCCGGUACAGCUCUGGAUCAACAAGGAUAUCUUAACCGAUUCAAAGAAGGUACGUGGAAGCUAUCUAAAGGUUCCUUGGUUGUUGCAAGAGGCCAUAUUUGUGGCACUCUUUAUAAAACUCAUGCAAAGUUGUGUCAUCCGAGUCUCAAUGCUGUUGAAGAAGAGAUAUCACCAAACUUGUGGCACCGGAGGUUAGGUCACUUGAGCGUGAAGGGAUUGACAACUCUUGCAAAGAAGGAAGUCAUUUCCAUGGGCAAAGGUGUUGCCCUAGAUUCAUGCGAGCACUGUCUAUUUGGGAAACAACACAAGGUUUCCUUCAGUUCUACCAAGAAGAACCAUACAGAGUUACUCAGUCUUGUCCACUCUGAUGUAUGUGGACCCAUUGAAGAGGAGUCACUUGGAGGAAGCAGAUACUUCGUGACAUUCAUUGAUGAUGCAUCACGAAAGGUAUGGGCCUACUGUUUAAAUCGUAAGGAUCAAGUGUUUGAUCGAUUCAAAUCAUUUCAUGCCAUGGUAGAAAGAGAAACAGGGAAGAAGCUGAAGUGUCUGCGUUCAGACAAUGGAGGAGAGUACACUUCCCGAGAAUUCUCAACAUAUUGUGCCGCAUAUGGAAUCAGACAUAAGAAGACGGUUCCACGAACUCCGCAACACAAUGGUGUAGCCGAAAGAAUGAAUCGGAC